CGAUAUUAGUUUCAUUUCAUUGAACAAACAUCUAACAUAAAAGUAAACUUCACAAAGUAUCGAUGAGAUUGGUACUAAUUACAUACCUAGUUAUUCUAGUCAAUCAUCUAGUCUUACACACAGCUGUGAUUAUUAAUUAUGGAAGUUUUAAAAUGCGUGAUUAUUCAACCUGGAAUUUUGAUUUUGAUCAAUUUCAUUUUUGUGUCCAGGGCUCUUUCCAGAGAAGAUGAGUUGUUCAGAUUAUACGCAAAUAACCUUACAACAAUUCGCUCGUUUGAAAUUAAUGAAGAUAUUGAAGAUGACGAGGAAUAUAUGGCAAGAACGUUUGAACCUGUAGCCAUUCAUACACUGGCUAUGUUUAAAUCUGUGAUUGGAUUCUAUGAUGAACUAUCCGCUGAAAUUAAGGAAAUUAAAGGUGAAAAAAUUAAAAGAUUAGAAAAUAAAAUCAAACAACUGGAAGAAAACGACGGCCCAUUAGAAGAAGAGAAUCCAAAUAUCGAAGAAGAACAGCUAGACUUGAAAAUUCUGAAUAACUCAUCAGUGAAAUUCGACGUCUACGACGAGCAUGAAGUCCAACAAUUAUAUUACAGCAGCAAAAUCCCAGACGUUCUAAAGUUGAUUAAAUCGAAUGAAAAAUUAAUUGAUAUAAUGCAAAGUGUAAGAAAUGAAAUCGUAGCGGAUCGAUAUGUGUCGAAAUAUAGAAACACCAAGCUGCAAACAUUGAGUGAAUCAGAAUUGAAAACCGCUCGCGAAGUUAUUUUCAAACUUUUGGAGAAAGAAGUACCACCUAAGGACAUUGAAGGCAUCGCAAGAGCGUCGAUAAGUUCGAUAAAUUUCGUUUUAGAGCAACAUCGUGAACAUUUUACGAGUAAUUCCGAAAUAAAUGAAAUGGAUGACAAAAUUCGACUUUUGAACGAACGAAUCCGAGAGAUAGAGGAAAAUCAACUAUCCAGAAGUUCUCAACACAUCAUGCAUGAGGAACUCUAAAAAAUUGUGGAAGUUUUUAUAUUCGUUCCAGAAUUAUUUGUUCGCCGAUAAUUGCGUUUGCUUCAUGUAAUUAGAAUAUUCAAAAAUAUAAAAUAUCAUUAUCGUU
Molecule: messenger RNA, 1093 nt
Organism: Planococcus citri (citrus mealybug)
Lineage: Eukaryota; Metazoa; Arthropoda; Insecta; Hemiptera; Pseudococcidae
Exons: 10
Coding region: 139-987 (282 amino acids)
Source: RefSeq, a predicted model, not a curated record